Messenger RNA from Trypanosoma grayi, 1170 nucleotides. RefSeq lists its product as hypothetical. Lineage: Eukaryota; Euglenozoa; Kinetoplastea; Trypanosomatida; Trypanosomatidae. The record is from RefSeq and is a predicted model, not a curated record. Bases 1 to 1170 code for a protein of 389 amino acids. The transcript has a single exon.
AUGAACUCAGGAACAACGCGCCACGUCAUUGACCUGGCAUCCGCAGCAACGCUUCCUAGCAACAACAACAAGAACAGCAGCAGAGACAGUAGUAGUAGUACUAGUACUGGAAGCAGUGCAAAUUAUCACAAUGCCCCGUUUUCUUCGUCGCCCUCCUCUCUCUCACCAAUAUCGCCCCCGCCACGUUCUGAGACGGCAGUGUUAGUGGGGUCAAGCAGAGCGUUGCCAGUGCGUGACUCUGACCCCAAAUCGCCUCCAUUACGUGAAAAAACGCGAACACCUAUGGCGGUGGAGCUUCUGCCGGUGGACUCCGACAGCAUUGCACGUCCCGGUCCGUCCCGUGCUUCGCAUCUAGGAGACGGCAAGCACAGUAGGGAAGCACCUUUGAGGCGAGUAUCGGUUGCUGCUUCUUCUGGUACUGGUACUGGUACGACAACAAUAGACGCGCCUGGCAUGGUAAACCCUCCAAGGUACCGGCUGAAGCAUGGCAAUUCCGAGGGCCAGUUGAAGGGCGCUAGUUUCGAGUCAGCUGCAGAGCGUGCUGAGCGACGUGACUGGGCACGCAGCCUGCAGCGCUGUUUGUUGGAAACUGAAGCGGAGUUGCAAGAAUCCCGCUCCGUCGUUAAGGCACGUGAGCGGGAGGCCCUCGUGGCCUCCAAAGAAUUGGCACGUCUUCGUGAGAUGGUGUCCUGGCAGGCGCAACGCAUUUCAGAACUGGAGCGGGGCCUUUCGAACGCGCACCUCCCCGAUGAUUGUGGUGGAAAGGCAGAGGCAGUCAAAGGGGGUGGGGCUGCUGCCGUUUUCCCGUCCACUGCUCUGGGUGGGGUAGACAAUGGCGUGUCCCUCGACGGCCUCUCUCCCUCUGAUGUUAAGCGUGCCGUUCACGCCGCGGUGGAGAUGCUGAGUGGCAUUGAGGCGCAGUACCAGGCGGAAAAGUGUCGGCGGCGGGCCCUUGAAAAGGAAAAUGACGCACUUCGUCAACGUCUGUUUCUUUCAUGGCGAAGGGAAAAGGGCGUUCACGACAUCCCCAGCCUUUCCUGUGGUGAUGAGACGCAUGCCUGUCCUGUGGCAUUCGUGCAGGGCCCGUUGCGGCGAUUCCUGGCGGAGGCUGCGGAGAUGCAAGCGAAAAUAAAGAUGCCCCCCGCGAGCCGCGCGCAUGUACAAUCCUGA